AUGGCUGCUGGAAAUGGUGAUAAAUCAGCUUCUCUUCGCUUCGCUGAUUUUGGUGCAUUACCUAAGCGAAUGCUAGCUCCAAUCGAAGGGUAUGAAGAUAUGCCACUUGUAUCAAUCGAAGAAGCAGUACAACCUCUCGUUAACAUCGUACCGAAAGUUGAACGUAACGUAUUCAUCGUGAAACAGAACUGUCAAAAUCCAGCAGAUGGAUUAACAACUGACGAGUCUGCUUCGAUAAUGCUCUAUACGUACGAAUCGAUCCCUCAUAAAAAUUCUCUUUAUGUCAUUCUCAAUGAAAUAUUACGGUCAGAGGAUAGACAGAAACUCAACCCUUGGUUUCUGUAUUUACGACUUGUCCUGACCGCACUGGCUCGCCUACCAUCCGAACGACAUUUCGUUAAUCGAGGAGUACGAGCAGACUUCCGUGCAGAAUAUCCAGGAGGCAGUACUUUCAUUUGGUGGGGGUUCUCAUCUUGUACCUCAUCCGUGCAGGUGCUGGAAUGUGAAAUGUUUUUUGGUAAAACUGGAACUCGUACUCUAUUUCAAAUCGAUUGUCAUACGGGAAAAAAUAUUAAGAACCAUUCAUUUGUGCAGAAAGAAGAUGAAAUUCUCCUGCUUCCUGCCAGACAAUUUCAAGUUAAAUCCUGCCUUGAUUCUGGCAAUGGGCUGUAUAUAAUACAGCUAAAAGAAAUAGAUCCAAUCUAUCCUUUACUUGAACCUAUUUCCGUACCAACCUCAAAACAAUCAGCCAAGAAAAAUAUCAAUUCUGGCUCGCAAACAACAGGCAAUCAAACGAAGUCUAUCUCAUCAGCUUCAUCUAGUGUAACAUCAAAACAAACUGGAAAAAAAUUGUCAGGUACUGACUUAUUAUAA
Messenger RNA from Rotaria socialis, 873 nucleotides. Lineage: Eukaryota; Metazoa; Rotifera; Eurotatoria; Philodinida; Philodinidae. The record is from the annotation of a GenBank genome assembly.